AUGGAAACCGGAUCAGCUCGUGCAACGCUAGUGAGACAACUUAGACUAUACAUUGAUGAAAACGGUUUCAUACGAUGUUGUGGCAGAAUUCACAAUGCACCGGUAGAUAAACAAACUAAGUUUCCGUACCUGUUACCAGACAAGCACAACUAUACCAGACUACUCAUUCAAGAUACACACGAGAGAUUACUACAUUCCGGCGUAUCAUCUGUCGUUACCCAGUUACGCCAGCUAUACUGGAUACCUUCUAUACGACGUAGCGUCCAGUCUGUAUUGAAGAAAUGUGUAGCUUGUAAGAAAGUCAACGGACGAUCUUACAUGUCCCCAGACGCCCCGCCCUUACAUAAGAUACGAGUUGAAGAUGCAAAGCCAUUCCGUGUAACUGGUAUAGAUUUUUCAGGAGCGCUACACGUACGUGACCGUGACAGUAGAGAAAUGAAGGCAUACGUUUGUUUGUUUACUUGUGCUUCAACCAGAGCAGUACAUCUUGAAUUAGUUCCAGAUAUGACAACAGAUACAUUCAUACAUGCACUAAGGCGGUUUUGCUGCAGACGAUCUGUUCCGGAAGUCAUUAUGUCCGAUAACGCAACGACGUUCCACGCAUCAUCACGUUACGUACAUGAACUAUUUCAAGAUGAGCGAGUACAGCACAACCUUACCACACGCGGCAUAGAAUGGAAAUUCAUUCCAAAGAGAGCUCCCUGGCACGGCGGAUGGUGGGAGCGGUUGAUCGGACUGACCAAGGAAACACUGAAGAAAGUACUUGGACGUUCAUUUGUCACAUACCAGACAUUAAGUACAGUAGUUACUGAGAUAGAAGCGAUUCUUAACGACCGACCGCUAACAUAUGUCACAUCCGAUAGUUCAGACCCAGAGCCGUUAACACCGUCACACCUGAUGUUUGGCAGACGAUUUACCUCCCUUCCGUUUUCACACAACGAUACAGACAAUCUCGAUCCGACCAGUGGUAACCUUAGCAACCACCAGUCUAUUAUUAAACAGGCUCGUAUUCAACAGACGCUGGUCGAACACUUCUAUCAACGUUGGCGCCGGGAGUACCUGACAGGCCUCAGAGAAAAUCAUCAGGCGACAGGGAAUAACUCGCAGACGAUUUCAGUUGGAGAUGUUGUCCAAAUACAUGACGAGACACCGAGAACGCGCUGGAGACUAGCCGUGGUACAACAACUAAUCCCUGGUAAAGACGGACUAUUUCGCUCAGCUGUUGUCAAGACGUCCACAGGAGUAACUAACAGACCACUCGUGAAGCUGUUCCCAUUAGAAGUGAGACAAGAAAACACAUAA
Messenger RNA from Mercenaria mercenaria, 1302 nucleotides. RefSeq lists its product as uncharacterized. Gene Ontology annotation, biological process: DNA integration. NCBI's taxonomy places the organism in Eukaryota, Metazoa, Mollusca, Bivalvia, Venerida, Veneridae. The record is from RefSeq and is a predicted model, not a curated record. The coding region runs from base 1 to 1302 and encodes 433 amino acids. Gene Ontology annotation, molecular function: nucleic acid binding. The transcript has a single exon.